AUGGAUGGCCAGAUCCAGGGCGCCGCAGAGACUCUUUCGGGGGUGAACAUUACCUUGACAAUGACUUCGCUCUGUCUCUCCGUCACCCUCUCGGCCCUGGACAUGACCAUUGUGACUACGGCCGUGCCAGCCAUUGUGGCAUCGCUCAAAUCGACGGCGGGCUACGUCUGGGUGGGCUCGGCAUUCAUCCUGGGCUUCACGGCCGUGACGCCUAUAUGGGGCUCGGUUGCGGACCUCUUUGGCCGGCGGCCAAUUAUCCUGAUUGCCCUCUCCAUCUUCCUGGUCGGCAGCCUGCUAUGCGCGAUUGCGCCGCACAUGGAUGCGCUCAUUACCGGCCGUGCCGUCCAGGGUAUCGGCGCUUCGGGAAUGGGUGUCAUGGUUAACACCAUCAUAUGCGACAUGUUUUCGCUUCGAGAUCGCGGCUUAUACCUCGCCAUUACCUCUGUCAUAUGGGCUGUUGGGAGUGCUCUGGGUCCAGUACUCGGCGGUGUGUUCACAACCCGGUUGAAUUGGCGAUGGUGUUUCUGGAUCAAUUUGCCAUUGGGUGCAGUCGUCUUCAUUGUGCUCCUCUUUUGCCUUAGAGUACCGUCACCCAAUACCUCUGUCGUAGCUGGUCUCAAAGCGAUUGAUUGGACCGGCAGCGUAUUCUGCGUCGGAGGAGCCCUAAUGGUACUUCUCGGUCUUGACUUUGGCGAUGAGGCCUACCCCUGGUCAUCUGCAGCAGUAAUCUGCCUCAUUGUAUUCGGCAUCGCCUUGAUUGGCAUUUUCCUCGUCAAUGAGUGGAAGCUUGCUGCCAAUCCCAUCAUACCUCUGCGCCUGCUCUCCAGCUGGUCCAAGGUCUGCGCAUAUGGCGUCUUCUCAUUAAACGCAUACGUACUCAUUGGAUUUACCUACUACUUACCCCUGUAUUCGCAGUCUGUGCUGGGAGCGGAUGCAUUGACGUCUGGGCUGCAUCUACUCCCGCUCAUUGUGUCAUGCUCUCUCUCGGCAGCCUGUGCCGGCGUCUUCAUUCAACGAACGGGUAAAUACCGGCCGCUCAUGUAUGCGGCGCAGGUACUCUUGACGCUCGGAUCGGGGCUCUUUAUCGACCUAGAGUUUGAGCAAAACAUCAAGAAGCUCGUCAUCUUUGAGAUCCUCGCCGGAGUCGGUGUCGGGCUCAACAUUGAGGCGCCCGUCAUUGCGGCGCAGGCCUCUACCACCGUGCGCGACACCGCGGCAGUGGUUGCCACCAUGGGCUUUUUGCGAUCCAUAGCGACAGCCGUGUCCGUAGUUGCGGGCGGAGUCAUUUUCCAGAACGUGAUGCGAAGUGAAAACUUGGCUCUGGUCGACCAGCUUGGUCAGCAGUUGGCGGGCCAAUUCGAUGGCGAAAAUGCUUCCGCAAAUGUCGACAAAAUCGCUGCUUUGCCGAGUGAUCAAGGAGUUCUUGUCAGACAAGCUUACUUUAAGGCGCUGCGGACCGUUUGGAUAAUGUAUGUCGCGAUAGCAGGUGUUGCAUCCGUAUUGACCCUAUUUGUCGGGGAAUAUCAUCUCAGCAAUGAGAGAAAUGAAGUCGUCCUCGGAGUUGACCGAGAAGAACCGCGUACAAUGGCUCAGACCAGCCAAGCGGCAGAUCCUCCAAUUGAAUUGACUAGGAGGAGGCAGAAUGCUGGCUCAUGA
Messenger RNA from Pestalotiopsis fici W106-1, 1656 nucleotides. RefSeq lists its product as uncharacterized. Gene Ontology annotation, biological process: transmembrane transport. Lineage: Eukaryota; Fungi; Ascomycota; Sordariomycetes; Amphisphaeriales; Sporocadaceae. The record is from RefSeq and is a predicted model, not a curated record. The transcript has 5 exons. Bases 1 to 1656 code for a protein of 551 amino acids. Gene Ontology annotation, molecular function: transmembrane transporter activity.